AUGUGGGGUUCCAGCAGGCACAAGUGUUUCCCUGAACAGCCCAGAGACAGUGCACUGGGUUACAGUGGCAGGACCUUGGUUCUGUGCUUCCUAGUGGAAGGGGAAGAUGGGGUCAGUCUCUCUGAACCACUUGGACUGAGAGUGGAGGAGGAGUGGUUGCCCAAAGGAAAAUUGAGGUACUAUGCUAAACACCUUUCAGACAAGCUCUUGUCCCCAAACAGGAAGCAGAAGAAAAACCAUGCCAGAAAACUGCAAGAGCUGGCAUUGCUGCUGCCCGUGGCCCUGAAGACUGGUCCCAAAAAGCUCACGAAGAAGGAGAUUCUGCUGCAUGCCCUGUACUACAUUCAGUACCUCCAGAGAAGCAUCGAUGUAGCCAAGGCCUUGCUCAAGUUCCACACCACCAAUGGGGAAGGUGGACUUGGGGGGCUGGGUCAGAACCCAGCUGCGGGCCCAGCCAGGUGGAAACACUCCACCCCCUCCAGCUCCCCGUGCUCUUGGAAGUCCCGUCUUCAGGGGGCCUGCCGGAAACCUCAGAAGAAGAAGCUGACCCGAGUGUCAGGACAUCAGACCCGGGCCCAGAAGCCUCGCCGCUCUCUGGCCUUGGACAAGCCUGAGAAGCUGGUGACCCUAGAACAGAAAGGAGGAGACGUCGGGGGGACCUCCACCCCUCCAAGAUGCCCCGACUCCUGUGGUCACCCCAAGGCUGCACCAUCCUCAUCUCAAGGUGGCAGAAAAGAAGGAAGAUCCCAGCUGACGUUGCUGGAUAUGGCUGAGAACAUCGUCUACCGUGACAUCUCAAGCUGCUGUUGCCAAAAUGGUGCCCAGGACAAUAGGCCUUCUCCCACCUUUGUGGCCCUGGAAGGUGCUGAGACACAGCCCUGCCCCAGGCAGAAGCUGGUGCUCUACGAUUCCAGUGAGGAGAUGGAUAAGGAGUCUCCAGACGCUGAUCCUUGGCUUCCUGUCUGGACCCCAGGGAGCAGCCCCCAUGGGAGCCCACUGGCCUUGGGGCAUCCCCAGAUCGAUAUCUGGAGUGUGACAGGCCACCCAAGUGAGAUCCUAGGACUUAGCCCUUCCCUCUUCAGCUCCCCGGGCAAACUGCUGCCAGAACACAUCUUGGAGGAUGGCACUGAGUAUCUGACCCAAGCUGCUCUCUUUGAAGAAGUGUUCUUAGAUCCUGAGUCUUCACCUUCUGCCUGCAUGCCUGGAGCACCACAGAGGAAGGACAUACCCUCAGAAGCUCCCGAAGACCCUCGCAACUCCCACAACCUGUACCAGUCCUCAGUCUCACUGGACCACUCCUACCUCUCACUGAGUGAGAACAGCAAGGUGCUGUCCAGCGCCAUAUCGAAGGACACCAACACAGAGUCCAAGUGGAGGCAGCAAGAGGACAUGCGGGCCGACCCUGAGGGCUUGCAGUCCUCCAGUGGCGAGGACAGAGACUAUACGUGGACCCCCACCCGGAGAUCCUCAACCCUGCCCACAGCUGGAAGAAAGGCCAGGAAGGGCCGGGCAGGCAGGGGCCCCGUGAAGCCCAAGGAGAACAAGAAAGUCCCCUGCUCCACCCAGAUGAAGAAAAAGUGUGUCAACGGCUUCAUCAUGUUCUGCAGGAUGAACCGGAAGCAGUAUAUCCGAGCCUGUCCUGGGACUGCAUCCACGGCUGCCACCAAGGAGCUGGCCCAGCUCUGGCAGAUGAUGACCGAGCAGGAGCGGAGACCAUAUUGCAUCAAAGCUCGCAGGUUUAGCCGCCAGCACAACCGCAUCGUGAAGGACAGCUCCAGCAGCGAAGACGAAGACUGGGAGACCCCCAAGCCCUUCUACCAGUUGCUGGCCAAGAAGGCCCACUCUUCCCCCUACCCGGCCUUGCCACUGCCCCCUCAUGAGUGA
Messenger RNA from Cynocephalus volans (Philippine flying lemur), 1884 nucleotides. RefSeq names its product meiosis initiator (gene MEIOSIN). The record is from RefSeq and is a predicted model, not a curated record. Lineage: Eukaryota; Metazoa; Chordata; Mammalia; Dermoptera; Cynocephalidae. Gene Ontology annotation, molecular function: protein dimerization activity. The coding region runs from base 1 to 1884 and encodes 627 amino acids. The transcript is spliced from 16 exons.